Molecule: messenger RNA, 5281 nt
Organism: Orycteropus afer afer
Lineage: Eukaryota; Metazoa; Chordata; Mammalia; Tubulidentata; Orycteropodidae
Source: RefSeq, a predicted model, not a curated record
CUUCUUUGUCUCCUCCACACCCCUGUCCUCACCAUGUCUUCGACUCAGGGCAAUGGGGAGCACUGGAAGUCCCUGGAGUCGGUAGGCAUUAGCCGCAAAGAGCUGGCAAUGGCCGAAGCCCUUCAGAUGGAAUAUGAUGCUCUGUCCAGGCUCCGGCAUGAUAAGGAGGAGAGCAGAUCCAAGCAAAACACAGAUUCCUCUCUCAUCAACUGGGACGAACCUGUGCUAGACUUCUAUAACAAGCCAGCUGGCAGGCUGAAUGACCUCAAGCUCCUACGUGGUCUCUCUGGCUCUGAUCCUACCCUCAAUUACAACUCGCUCUCCCCACAGGAAGGGCUGCCCAACCACUCUACCUCCCAGGGCUCCCAGCCUGGCCCAGAUCCCUGGCCCAAAGGCUCUCUGUCUGAAGGCUAUCUCUAUAUUUUUAAUGGUUCAGAUGAGGAGCUGUGUCUGUCCCCAGGACCAGGAGACAUGAAUGGUUCUUCCAAGAAACUAUCCCCACCUCCUCUGCCUCCCCGAGUGUCUAUCUGGGACACCCCUCCUCUGCCUCCCAGAAAGGGGUCCCUCUCAUCCUCCAAGAUCUCUCAGCCCAAUGACAUCAACACUUUUUCUUUGGUAGAACAACCUCCAGGCAAAUUGCUAGGGCAUCAGAUCCUAGAAGAAGAGCUGGGGGGUGGAGGUCGGGGACACCUACUGGGAUCCAUGGACUAUGAUGGUAUCAAUGAUGCAAUUACACGACUCAACUUAAAGUCAACCUAUGAUGCAGAGAUGUUACGGGAUGCCACCAGGGGCUGGAAAGAGGGCCGAGGACCCCUAGACCUCAGCAAGGAGACGCCUGGAAAACCCGUGGCUCGGAGCAAGACUAUGCCGCCUCAGGUGCCCCCUCGCACCUAUGCCUCCCGCUAUGCCAACAGAAAGAAUGCAGCACCUGGCAAGAACCGAAGGAUUUCUGCUGCUCCGGUGGGCUCACGGCCCCGUACCAUCGCCAAUGGACAUGAGUUGUUUGAGGUCUCAGAGGAGAGAGAUGAGGAAGUUGCUGCAUUUUGCCACAUGCUGGAUAUCCUUCGAUCUGGCUCUGACAUCAGAGACUACUCCCUCACUGGAUAUGUUUGGAGCACGGUCACUCCAAGCCCAGAGCACCUUGGGGAUGAGGUAAACCUAAAGGUGACCGUGUUGUGCGACAGCCUGCGGGAGCCACUCACUUUUACCUGCAACUGUUCCUCCACUGUAGACUUGCUCAUCUACCAGACCCUGUGCUACACCCAUGACGAACUGAGAGAUGUGGAUGUAGGUGACUUUGUGCUGAAGCCCUGUGGGCUGGAGGAGUUCCUGCAGAACAAGCAUGCCUUGGGAAGCCAUGAGUACAUUCAGUACUGCCGGAAGUUUGACAUCGACAUUCGGCUACAGCUGAUGGAACAGAAGGCUGUACGCAAUGACCUGGCUCGGACGGUGAAUGAUGACCAGAGCCCUUCCACCUUGAACUACCUCGUCCAUCUACAAGAGAGGCCAGUGAAACAGACCAUCAGCAGACAGGCCCUGAGUCUUCUGUUUGACACUUACCACAAUGAGGUGGAUGCCUUCCUCUUGGCUGAUGGGGACUUCCCACUGAAGGCCGACAGGGUGGUCCAAUCCGUCAAGGCCAUCUGCAACGCCCUAGCUGCUGUGGAAACCCCAGAGAUCACCAAUGCUCUCAACCAGCUGCCCCCCUGCUCUUCCCGUAGGCAGCCUAAAAGUCAGAAGGAUCCCAGUGUCUUGGCUGUGAGGGAAAACCGAGAAAAAGUGGUAGAAGCCCUGACAGCUGCUAUCUUGGACCUGGUGGAGCUAUACUGCAACACAUUCAAUGCAGACUUCCAGACGGCUGUACAUGGGAGCUGCAAGCAUGACCUGGUCCAGGAGGCCUGCCACUUCUCCGGGCCCCUGGCUUUCACUGUCUAUGCCACCCACCGCAUUCCUAUCACCUGGGCCACCAGCUAUGAAGAUUUCUACCUUUCCUGCUCCCUCAUCCAUGGUGGCAAGGAGCUUUGCAGCCCCCUACAGACCCGAAAGGCUCACUUCUACAAGUACCUCUUCCAUCUCAUCGUCUGGGACCAGCAGAUAUGCUUCCCCGUGCAGGUGAACCGGCUGCCUCGAGAGACCCUGCUAUGUGCCACCCUCUAUGCUCUGCCCAUCCCCCCACCCGGGAGCUCCUCAGACACCAAUAAGCAGCGGCGGGUACCCGAAGCCCUGGGCUGGGUCACCACCCCGCUCUUCAACUUCAGGCAAGUGCUGACCUGUGGCCGGAAGCUUCUGGGAUUGUGGCCAGCGACUCAGGAACACCCUAGUGCCCGAUGGAGUGCACCUAAUUUUCACCAGCCAGACAGUGUCAUCCUGCAGAUUGACUUCCCCACCUCAGCCUUUGACAUCAAGUUCACCAGUCCCCCUGGAAACGAGUUCAGCCCCCGCUAUGAGUUUGGCAGUCUCCGGGAGGAAGACCAAAGCAAGCUUAAAGACAUCAUGCAGAAGGAGUCCCUGUACUGGCUCACUGAUGCUGACAAGAAGCGUCUGUGGGAGAAGCGCUAUUAUUGCCACUCGGAGGUGAGCUCACUCCCCCUGGUACUUGCCAGCGCCCCCAGCUGGGAGUGGGCGUGCCUUCCCGACAUCUAUGCACUUUUGAAGCAGUGGACCCACAUGAACCACCAGGAUGCCUUGGGGCUCCUGCAUGCCACCUUCCCGGACCAAGAGGUACGUCAUAUGGCUGUCCAGUGGAUCAGCUCACUCUCAGAUACCGAGCUGCUGGACUACUUGCCUCAACUGGUGCAGGCCCUAAAAUAUGAGUGCUAUCUGGACAGUCACUUGGUGCGUUUCCUCCUGAAACGAGCGAUCUCUGACUUGAGAGUGACUCACUACUUUUUCUGGUUGCUGAAGGACGGCCUCAAGGACUCUCAGUUCAGCAUCCGUUACCAGUAUCUGCUGGCGGCCCUCUUGUGCUGUUGUGGCAAGGGGCUGAGGGAGGAGUUUAACCGCCAGUGCUGGCUUGUCAACACCCUGUCCAAGCUGGCCCAGCAGGUCCGGGAGGCCGCCCCAUCUGCACGGCAGGGGAUCCUCCGUACAGGCCUGGAGGACGUGAAGCAAUUCUUUGCUCUCAAUGGCUCAUGCCGCCUGCCACUGAGCCCCAGUCUGCUGGUCAAGGGCAUCGUGCCAAGGGACUGUUCCUACUUCAACUCCAAUGCCGUCCCCCUCAAGCUCUCCUUCCAAAAUGUGGACCCGUUGGGUGAGAACAUCCGUGUCAUCUUCAAGUGUGGGGACGAUCUUCGCCAGGACAUGCUAACUCUGCAGAUGAUUCGCAUCAUGAGCAAGAUCUGGGUUCAGGAGGGGCUGGACAUGCGCAUGGUCAUCUUCCGCUGCUUCUCCACUGGCCGGGGCAGAGGGAUGGUGGAGAUGAUCCCCAAUGCCGAGACCCUGCGCAAGAUCCAGGUGGAGCACGGGGUGACCGGCUCCUUCAAGGACCGGCCCCUGGCUGACUGGCUGCAGAAACACAAUCCUGGGGAGGACGAGUAUGAGAAGGCUGUAGAGAACUUCAUCUACUCCUGCGCUGGCUGCUGUGUGGCCACGUACGUCUUGGGCAUCUGUGACCGACACAAUGACAACAUCAUGCUGAAGACCACUGGCCACAUGUUCCACAUAGAUUUUGGCCGCUUCCUGGGCCAUGCCCAGAUGUUUGGCAACAUCAAGCGGGACCGUGCCCCCUUUGUCUUCACCUCGGACAUGGCAUAUGUCAUCAAUGGGGGCGACAAGCCUUCCAGCCGCUUCCAUGACUUUGUUGACCUUUGCUGCCAAGCCUACAACCUCAUUCGCAAGCACACCCACCUCUUCCUCAACCUUCUGGGCCUGAUGUUGUCUUGUGGGAUCCCUGAGCUCUCAGACCUAGAGGACCUCAAGUAUGUGUAUGAUGCCCUGAGGCCUCAGGACACAGAGGCCAAUGCCACGACCUACUUCACUAGGUUGAUUGAGUCCAGCCUGGGCAGUGUAGCCACAAAGCUCAAUUUCUUCAUCCAUAACCUGGCUCAGAUGAAGUUCACGGGCUCAGAUGACCGACUGACCCUUUCCUUUGCCCCCCGGACACACACCCUCAAGAGCUCCGGCCGCAUCAGUGAUGUUUUUCUCUGCCGCCAUGAGAAGGUCUUCCACCCCAAGGGUUAUAUAUAUGUGGUAAAGGUGAUGCGAGAGAACACUCAUGAGGCAACUUACAUCCAGCGGACGUUUGAGGAGUUCCAGGAAUUACACAAUAAGCUGCGGCUGCUCUUCCCUUCUUCCCUCUUGCCCAGCUUCCCUAGUCGCUUCGUGAUUGGCCGUUCCUGGGGAGAGGCUGUGGCUGAGCGGCGGCGGGAGGAAUUAAAUGGCUACAUCUGGCACUUAAUCCACGCAGCCCCUGAGGUGGCAGAGUGUGAUUUGGUGUAUACCUUCUUCCACCCCCUGCCCCGGGAUGAGAAGGCUGUGGGCACCAGCCCAGCUCCCAAAUCCUCAGACGGCUCAUGGGCCCGCCCCAUCGGGAAGGUAGGAGGGGAGGUGAAGCUGUCCAUCUCUUACAAAAACAAUAAACUCUUCAUUAUGGUGAUGCAUAUUCGGGGCUUGCAAUUGCUCCAGGAUGGGAAUGACCCUGACCCCUAUGUGAAGAUUUACCUCCUUCCUGACCCUCAGAAAACCACUAAAAGGAAAACCAAAGUGGCCCGUAAAACCUGCAAUCCCACCUACAAUGAAAUGUUGGUGUAUGAUGGGAUUCCCAAGGGAGACCUGCAGCAGCGGGAGCUACAGCUGAGCGUGCUGAGUGAGCAGGGAUUCUGGGAGAAUGUCCUCCUUGGGGAGGUGCACAUCCGUCUACGAGAGCUAGACCUGGCCCAGGAGAAGACUGGCUGGUUUGCACUGGGAUCUCGAAGUCAUGGAACCUUGUGAACCCAGCAGAGCCAUGGUCCUGGACUCCAGGGUGGUGAUGGGAACUGGGGCAGAGGAGUCUCUCCUGCUUGAAACUUCCUUUCCUUGAGAAGGAAAAGGCAGGGCCCUCAGUGGGCCACCCCUCCGUCCAGGUGGAUCUGUCCUCCAUGACAGGAGGUGGGGAGAGUAAGAUGCUCUCUGCUUUCUCUUCUGCAGACUGAACUUGGGUUGGUUGUGAUGUACAGCCCCUUGGAGGCUGUGAAGUUGCAGCAAAGUUUUAAGUUUACCUUGUGUCAAGGGAGCAAUGCCUGGUUUGGGGUAUGUGGGGGCAGGUUGUAUGAAGUAGUAUUUUGAGGGAGGGUGGGUGGAUAUC